Messenger RNA from Rhagoletis pomonella (apple maggot), 996 nucleotides. RefSeq lists its product as uncharacterized. The transcript has a single exon. The coding region runs from base 1 to 996 and encodes 331 amino acids. The record is from RefSeq and is a predicted model, not a curated record. NCBI's taxonomy places the organism in Eukaryota, Metazoa, Arthropoda, Insecta, Diptera, Tephritidae.
AUGUCUUUCACCAUGCAAAUGGGCUCUCGCAAGUACGUUAAAUUAUCGUUGGAGCAACGCAUGAUGGUAAUUAAAUCGUUUAAACAUACACCAAACUACAACCGUUUGGCGAGUUACUUCCAUUGCAGUACAAGGCAGGUAAGGAGUAUCAUCGCUAAUAGAGAUAAGAUCAAGCGCUACCACAAUGAACGUGCCAAGAAAUUAGCAGAAGAAAUAGUCAAUCGGCGUCGAGAGAAGAUUGACUUUCUCUGCGAAGUGGUCUAUGAGUUUCUACUACGCGCUCACUAUCUUCGCAUGCCAAUCGACAUAUCAAUCAUACGAACGAAGGCAUUUGAAGUGAAAGAGGCAUUAGCUAUUGAAAAUUUUACACCAAACAAUGAUUGGUUGCAAGUCUUUAAAUCGCAUUACGAUACAUUGGAUUUACCAGGAAUGACGGAACAAUUACCAAGUUCUAUGGAGGAGCGACGUUCGUUGAAGUGUAUCGAUAUAAUGGAGUAUAUAAGCAAGCAAGCUGGAGGGAAGGAAGAAAAAACACAUAUGGAGGCAGAGGACACCCCUGGAAGUGGUCGGAAUGAUAGUGAAAAGGCGAUACAGAAUUUUAUGAAAUCUGAAAAUGACGUUGAUGAUCAUAAAGCGUAUGGCAGUACUAAAGAUGAUUUGGGGAAUCAUGAGAGUGUUGAAAAUAUGAGCACUACAAGCGCGAGUGCUGCACCGAUUGUCGUCGAUCUUGAUUCGGAUGAGGAAGACGAAGAAGUAGAGAGCGCUGUGGUGAAAGCGGAGGAGACUGUAUCAGCUAACACAAGCUGUUUUGCUACCAAGCCUAUUUUAAAACCCUCUACGCCCCCACCUUUUCCCGAUAUAGACAGCUAUCCGGAAGCUAUGCGUCAUCUGAAAGUGUUGGAAGAUUUUGCGAUGAUGAAAGAGAACUAUCGCGCUAUCGGCUUGAUAACACAACUGGAGCAGAUUUUCAAGAAUCCACCGAAAUUGAAGAGCUAA